Messenger RNA from Cuscuta campestris, 1243 nucleotides. Lineage: Eukaryota; Viridiplantae; Streptophyta; Magnoliopsida; Solanales; Convolvulaceae. The record is from the annotation of a GenBank genome assembly.
UUUGAUAACAAUUUGCAAGAAGAAGUGUGGUCUAUGAUUUGGAAGAUUAAAGUGCCAAGCAAAAUGAAGCUUCUUUUGUGGACUACCUGCCAUGAGAAGGUGAUGGGAAAUGCUGAGCGAAAGAAAAGAGGACUCACUUCGGAUAGCUAUUGCCCACUUUGCGGUGACCAUGAGACCACCUCUCACAUCUUUAGAACUUGCCCAAAAGCAAGACAAAUUUGGAAUUUUGUUGACAAUGGAGGUAUAGGUUGUAAUGGAGAUCACACGGAAAUGAGGAGAUGGGUUGGCGACAAUUUAAGGAGACAACAAGGCAGACACGACAACAAUAACUGGGCUGCCACUUUUGUCGUCACAUGUUGGUGGAUCUGGAGGUGGCGAAACAAUGUUGCCUUCGGUGGUGACGACCUUGACACCCAGUAUAAAGUGGCUUGGAUUAAGGGAUCAAUCACAGAGAUUGAAAGGGCAUUCGACAAAACUCAGGUAGCAACCCCCUCUUUGAUGAAUACAAGAGAUCCUCUCCUAAAAUGGAAUCCGGGAGUUGAUCAUGAAUUCACUCUUAAUGUUGAUGGAAGCAAUAAAGUUAUGGCAAACAGGGCUGGGUGCGGCGGAGUCAUUCGUAAUAAUAGUGGAGAAUGGCUUGGUGGUUUUUCCUACAGAACUAGACCAAAUAACAUCGAGGAAAUCGAGGCUAAAGCCAUCGAGAAAGGCAUCCAAUGGGCAUGUGGUAGAGGAGUGAGGGAUCUUGAGGUGCAGUCUGAUGUUAGAGAAGUUGUCAAUUGGAUUACAAGAUCGACGAGUUUGAGGGGACCCAUCAGCGAUACCAUUAUAGCGAUAAAGAGUUGGACAGACAGAUUUCAUAAAAUCAGCUUUAGAGCCAUCUUGCGUGAACAAAAUAAGGUUGCGGAUUGCCUUGCUAACCUUUGGGCUUUUCAAGAUAUUUCAUGGAGAACGUUUGAGGUCCCUACUGCAGAUGCAGAGUUGGAAAACUUGAAUACUGACGAUAUGAUGAGGGUCACCACGCGACACGCUACCACCACUUCACGAGGCUACUAGCUCGGGGUCUCCCCCUCCUUGUUGAUAAAAAAAAGCAUGAAAGGAAAGUCUUUUGAAUUUGUUGAUGGAUUAACUAACUUCAAGGUACGGAGUGUUGGAUGAUCAAAAAGACCUAUAGAUAUGCAAUUUCAUGUAGCGGAGUUUGGGAUUUUAUGUUGGAUGCGUGGGCAAAUAAAGCUGGAUAAGAUAC